Messenger RNA from Penicillium cinerascens, 1107 nucleotides. Its product is annotated as putative succinate:fumarate antiporter (Acr1). The transcript has 4 exons. Gene Ontology annotation, biological process: fumarate transport; succinate transport; transmembrane transport. The record is from RefSeq and is a predicted model, not a curated record. Lineage: Eukaryota; Fungi; Ascomycota; Eurotiomycetes; Eurotiales; Aspergillaceae. Bases 1 to 975 code for a protein of 324 amino acids.
AUGUCGGCCAAAAAUGUGCAGCCCAAUGGCAAGAGGAGGGCCUCGCCCGCAGUGAACUUGAUUGCUGGUGGUGGUGCCGGUAUGAUGGAGGCUCUCGUGUGUCACCCUCUAGACACUAUCAAGGUCCGGAUGCAGCUUUCGCGGAGAGCCAGAGUUCCUGGCGCUAAGCCUCGUGGCUUCAUAACCACCGGUGUGGAAAUCGUGAAGAAGGAGACUGCUCUGGGUCUGUACAAGGGUUUGGGUGCCGUGUUGGGAGGUAUUAUCCCCAAGAUGGCCAUCCGGUUCACCUCGUACGAAUACUACAAGACCCUGUUGGCGGAUAAGGAGACGGGCCAUGUCACCAGCAAGGCCACUUUCUUGUCUGGUCUGGCCGCCGGUGUGACUGAGGCCGUGGCUAUCGUCAACCCCAUGGAAGUUGUCAAGAUUCGUCUGCAGGCGCAACAUCACAGUCUGGCCGAUCCCCUCGACGCCCCCAAGUACCGCAGUGCUCCGCACGCCCUAUUCACCGUGAUCAAGGAAGAGGGCUUCAGCACUCUGUACCGCGGAGUGUCGCUCACUGCGCUCCGACAAGGAACCAACCAAGCGGCCAACUUCACCGCGUACACCGAGCUGAAAGCCGCCCUGCAGGAGUGGCAACCCGAAUACGCAGACACCCAGCUGCCUUCAUACCAAACCACCGUCAUCGGUCUCAUCUCCGGCGCCGUCGGCCCCUUCUCCAAUGCCCCCAUCGACACCAUCAAGACCCGUCUCCAAAAGACUCGCGCCGAGCCCGGCCAGUCUGCCGUCAGCCGCAUCAUGGUCAUUGCCAAGGACAUGUUCAAGCAGGAGGGUGCCAGCGCUUUCUACAAGGGUAUCACUCCUCGUGUGAUGCGUGUGGCUCCUGGCCAGGCCGUGACGUUCACAGUGUAUGAGUACCUUAAGGGCAAGCUGGAGGCGUCCAACUGGGCCUUUGUGGGUGGCAAGUUCGAGGAGUAAAAGGACUGCUUCGUUUUUUGGAAAGCAUUGUGAUACCAUACCACAGCAUGGUGGGCGUUGCGUUUCCUUUGUCUGUUUACAGAGUUUGAGUCUGCGAGGAAUCGCCGUUCGAGGCAGGCCGGUCGCAACGGU